GUCUGCUAGUUUGCGAUUCACACACGCAAGUUAGCCUGUCGGCUAACUAGCAUAACUACUUCAUUACUUUUACUCACAUUUAUGUAUUUUAAACGCUGUGUAGUUGGUAGACGUAAAAAGCGUGCUCGCCAUAGCUUUAUAUAGUGUUCACCGAAGCGGGUGGUUCCACUUAUUGGUUUGACUUUGCACCGGAUUACUGCAUGUUGUUUGUACGAUCAUGAAGGUGAACAAAACCGCACAGGUAAAAGGUAAAUCUCAGAAAUGGAAAGACGUACGGAGUAAACGCUGCAGACCUUCCACCAAGCCUUCAGAUCUGAACUCCAGUCCUGUCAUGGCUAAGAUGAUAAAGGAGCACCAGGUAUCUGUGAAGAAGAAACCCUCUGUGAAGAGGCUGAAAAAGAAAGCAAAAACUGUUUCUGAAAACAAGAAAUCCUCUCCUGAAUCUGGAAUUGAUAAAGCUAGCCCUCAAGCCAAUGGCUGCUCCACGUUUCCCCCGGAGGACGAGAAACAGGAUCUUCAGGAUUGGAGGGAGAGUUCAGGAUCAGUUCACGCUAACGGCAUGGAGUCGUCGGAAGAUACAGAAGUCCAAGGCGGGAGACUGGAGGGGGAGGCUCUUCAUCACUAUGCACAAAGAAGCCACCAACAGAACCGGGCGGUGUUGAUCAUGCAGAAAAAUCAGGUAUUCUUCACCCGACAGUCCCUGAUUUUCAAACCAAUACAUGUGUCCAGGAAGAAGUUGGUAAAAAAGGUAACGCCGACCUCCUCCAUCAUCCUACUGGAUCCUCUGGAGUCUCCUCUGACACGUUUCCUGUCGAGCUUUACUCAUCUUGGUGAACUGUUCAGCCCCGCCAUGAGUGAACUCAUGUCUGCGGUUCUUGACACGCCGCUGAACGGUCUGGGCGUGAUUCCUUUAGCCAGCUCCAUCGAGGGACUGAAAACGUCCAGGAGCUGCAGAGAAGCUCUUGGUGCUGUUGUUAAUGCCUGCAGAGGAGACUUCGAUGGCAGUGCUGUUAUUCUGGUGUGUGGGAUCAAAAAUGUUGGCAAAUCAACAUUUAUCCGGAUCCUCAUCAAUACGUUACUGAAUCAUACUUCCAGUGUGGAUUAUUUGGAAGGCGAUCUUGGUCAAACAGAAUUCACCCCGGCUGGUUGCUUGUCGUUGUUGACCGUCAAAGAACCACUUCUGGGUCCUCCAUUCACUCACCAAAUCACCCCAGACCACAUGAUCUACUAUGGCCAGCCUUCAUGCGAGACAGACCUGGACCACUACCUGGAUUCUCUCAAGUCCUUAUGGCGCAGACGUCCACAGAACAGAGAAAUGCCCGUCAUCAUUAACACCGCAGGCUGGGUCAAAGGGUUUGGACUCCAGCUGUUGGUGGAUCUGAUCCGCUUCCUCCCAGUCACUCACGUCGUCCAGCUCAGUCACGGAAUCACCACCCAGUUUCCCUCCCUCACUCCGGAGUUUCUGAGGACGGCGCAGGGCUACCAGACACACCCGCCCGCUCAGACCGCCCUGGACGAGUUCACAGAGAGCCACUGCCCUCCCAGAGCGUACACCCACCUCAGCGUGCAGUCAGAGUUUCUAAACGUGGGGCGCCAAGGGACAGCAACACACCAGCGUUCCAAUGAGCACAGAGAGCUGUCUCUGCUGGGCUACUUGAGUCAGCUACAGUCUCCUGACCCUGGACCAGUGAGACCCCUACAUACCCUCACCCCGUACCAGGUGCCUAACACAGCAGUGGCUUUGGGCGUUAUCCACUGUGAAGUCGCUCCCUCCCACAUGUUGUACGCUGCCAAUUCUAGUCUGGUGGGACUCUGCUGCUUGGCAGAAAAAAUCAUAAGCAAGGGCGGACCGGUCAUCCUGUCGCAAGCACCCCUAUGUCCAUGUGUGGGGUUUGGCGUAAUCCGAGGAAUCGACAUGGCGCGAGGUUUGUACUUCCUGCUGACUCCUGUAGAUCCCUCCAUCCUCAGAAAAGUCAACUGUCUCCUCUUAGGGGAGAUAUCGCUGCCUUCAUGCAUCCUAACUGCGCAGGCCGGCAUUGAAGGCGAGACGCCGUACGUCACGACAGACUACAGCUUCGACCUCACCGGUGCAGGAAAGAUCCGAGUCUUCAAGGGACUGAUGAGGCCAGGCCUUAAAGGAGUGCAGUGACCUGGCUGCACCGCCUUAGAUUUGUCCGCCUUUACAUUUCUCGACUUGUCUUGCGUCGGGGUGAUCGUCACCAAGCUGUGAAUGUCCAGAACUGAAGUCGUGUUUGCAGCACAGCCUUGACCCUACAGGAGGGGUUCACUGCAAUCUUCUUAGUGAACAUCGCCGAGGAAUUCAGACGCUCUGAUAACCGUUAUCAGCUGUUCACUCUGGAAAGGAGCUAGAAGCUGCUGUUUAUCACAUGGACGUUGCUGUUUAACAUGAUACUUUCUUUUAGCUUUUGUUUGUCACAUUCCAAAACUUAAAAACCUGCCAGAUAAUAAACAAAGGGAGAAAAAACUACUUUUG
This is a messenger RNA of Cyprinodon variegatus (sheepshead minnow), 2494 nucleotides long. RefSeq names its product nucleolar protein 9 (gene nol9). The record is from RefSeq and is a predicted model, not a curated record. NCBI's taxonomy places the organism in Eukaryota, Metazoa, Chordata, Actinopteri, Cyprinodontiformes, Cyprinodontidae. The transcript has 12 exons. Gene Ontology annotation, molecular function: polynucleotide 5'-hydroxyl-kinase activity. Gene Ontology annotation, cellular component: nucleus. Gene Ontology annotation, biological process: cleavage in ITS2 between 5.8S rRNA and LSU-rRNA of tricistronic rRNA transcript (SSU-rRNA, 5.8S rRNA, LSU-rRNA). The coding region runs from base 218 to 2149 and encodes 643 amino acids.